Molecule: messenger RNA, 2149 nt
Organism: Caenorhabditis elegans
Lineage: Eukaryota; Metazoa; Nematoda; Chromadorea; Rhabditida; Rhabditidae
Gene: npr-20
Product: Thyrotropin-releasing hormone receptor
Exons: 7
Coding region: 8-1240 (410 amino acids)
Biological process (GO): signal transduction; G protein-coupled receptor signaling pathway
Cellular component (GO): membrane
Molecular function (GO): thyrotropin-releasing hormone receptor activity; G protein-coupled receptor activity
Source: RefSeq, marked reviewed
UUUUCAGAUGUUAAACGACACAUUUCGAAUUAUAAGUAAUGCCACUUUGGAUGAUGAUCCAUGUUCCGUGUCAUUCAUAGAUCAACCAUUUGUAAAAAUUCCCGUAAUGAUUAUAUACUGCCUGGUAUUUGUUGUAUGUCUCUCCGGUAACUUCCUAACACUAAUUGUGAUGACUUCUCACCCAAUGAUGCGAACACCUACAAACUUUUUUCUAUCAAAUCUCGCAAUUGCUGAUCUUCUAGUUGCAAUUUUUUGUAUUCUACAGAAUAUGAUACACAUAGUUGGAUUCGAUCAUGGGAAUUGGCCUCUUGGACCAGUUAUGUGCAAACUCUACCUGGGAUUAACCAACAUUAUGCCAUGCACAAGUGCCGGUAUAUUAGUUCUGGUCUCCCUCGAAAAAUACAUCGCAGUACUUCAUCCUUUAUCUGGAUUAAAGUUGCUCACGCCAGAGCAUCGAUGGGUUGCAACAAUGAUUGUUUGGGUUAUAAGCAUUCUUGUCAAUUUUCCCUACUUUCUGUAUGCACAAAAUUACACAUAUCUUGGUGUCAGUGCUUGCUUCAGAGGAUCAAUGCCCAUAUGGAACUCCUUCUCAUUUAUUGUUUGGUAUCUCAUUCCACUGACUGCACUCGUAUUCAUCUAUUCUCGAAUCAGUCAUUUACUUUGGACAUCUGACAGUAAUCGACAAAGCAGCAGGCAGAGUCAUGAAUCAAAUGGAUCCCUGGAAAGAGGUAAUGGAUAUGCAAACACCGCACAACCUGGUUCAAGUUGGCAAAUGAAAAAUGGAAGAAUUGUUGUUUAUAAACAAGAAAGCCUUCUAAAUGUUCCAAAACGAGAGAAGAAAGUUAAAGAACCAAAGCGACCAAAAGAUACCGAAGGACGGCGGAAAGUUGUACGACUUCUUGUUGCAGUUGUCGUUUCAUUUGCUCUUCUUACUUUUCCGCACCAUGCAAGACUUUUGUACACGAGUUUCCAAACUGGUACCAUCUGCAAUUCAAAUUGGACAAUGAUAUUCCAACCACUGUCCUAUAUAUUCUUGUUCAUAUCUUCAGCGAUUAACCCAAUUCUAUAUGCAUGUUUAUCAAAACGGUUUAGGAAUGCACUAUCUGAUGUAAUACACUGCAGGAAAGGAGUGUUCUCAAGGAUAUCUCGCUCCCGAAACAGGACGCUUGUCAGCGAUGUUCCACCAGAAGAUUCUCGAUGUCCAAGUCCUGCUCCAAUCAGAAUGCACAGGAUUCGUUGAUUUAAAAAAAAAUCGUUGCUGUAAAUACUUGUUUAUGUACAUCGAAUUAUAGCUCAAUUGUUCACUGCAACUUUUUCCUCACGAGGGACGAGGAAAAGUGGUUUCUAGGCCAUGGCCGAGGGGCCGACAAGUUUCAGCGGCCAUUUAUCUUGCUUUAUUUUCCGCCUGUUUUCUUUUGUUUUUCACAGCUUUUUCCCGUUUUUUCUUAUUAAAACUGAUAAAUAAAUAUUUUUUGCAGAUGCUAAAACAAUUUCCAAGUAAAAAAUAAUGCUAUCAGUCGGCAAGUAGCGGUGAAAGUGGGCAAUGUAAUUUGAUGGAUUACGGGAAUAAAAAACCCAAACUUUUUCUGAAACAUGGUAUAUAUUCUGCUUAGAGGCUGAAACUACCCGAUUUUUAUAACGAGACCGCUGAAAAAGUUUUGAGAUUUUCAAAACUCGACAUUUUGUGCGAAAAUCUCGACUUUUUCACCAAAAAAGUUGAAUUUUGAAAACCUCAAAACUUUUUCAGCGGUCUCGUUAUAAAAAUCAGGUACUUUCAGCAUCUAAGCAGCAUAUGUAUCAUGUUUGGGAAAACGAUUGGGUUUUGUAUUCCCGUAAUCCAUCAUAUUACGUUGCCCACUUUCACCGCUACUUGCCGACUGAUAACAUAAUUUUUUUACUUGGAAAUUGUUUUAGCAUCUGCAAAAAAUAUUUAUUUAUCAGUUUUAAUAAGAAAAAACGGCAAAAGGCUGUGAAAAACGAAAGAACACAGGCGGAAAACAAAGCAAGAUAAAUGGCCGCUGAAACUUGUCGGCUCCUCGGCCAUGGCCUAGAAACCAUUUUUCCUCGUCCCUCGUGAGGAAAAAGUUGCAGUGUUGUUCCGGAAGUUGAAUUAUUUUUUACGGGUUCCUUCGAGUAUAAAUGAACUUUU